AUGGUUCUUUUCUAUGGUCUAUUGGCUUUUGAAACAGCCAACAAUACUGUUGCGGCAACAGCAGCAACAAAAACAACAUCUCAACGAGUAAAUAUAUCACGAAAAGAAAAUUCAAUUGAAAAAGUUUCAUCAUCAACAACAAAUUCAUGGAUUUAUACUGAAGAUUUACGAAAACAUUUUGAAGAACGUUAUGUUGAUUAUCGUUUUGUAUUUGUACCUGUUUAUGUUAAUGGUAAAAAAUGUCAUCAUAAUUAUAGUACAACAGAAAUAUUAAGAGAAAAAGGUGAUAAAGAAAAUUCUUGGAUGUAUUCAAAAUCAAUUCGUGAUCGUUUAUUUUAUUCAACAUCAAAAAUAUCAUUACCAUUAACAACAAAUUUAUCUUCAUCAAUUUAUUAUAUAACUAAUCAAGAAUUAAUUAUGCAUAAUAAAUCACAAAUAGAUAAAAAUUCUAAAAAAAUAUUUACUCCUAAUAAUUCAUCAUUAUCAUUAUUUAAUACAAAUAAUAAUUUAACAAAAUAUCGAACAAAUGAUAUUGUACAAGAAGAAGAUGAUGAAGAUACUCAAAAUGAAAAUCAUUCAAUACCACUUAUUAAACAUCUUUCCAUAGAUUCAUCAUGUACAACAAAUGAAUUAUCAAAUGAUAAGAAAAAUUUUGUUAAUACAACGAUUAAUAAUCAAUUAACCAAUAAUAAAUCAAAUAGAAAGCAAACUAAUACACAUAAUAAUCGAUUAGCACGUUUACGUUCUUUUUUUUCCAAAUCAUCUUCACUUCCCAGUACUCAACAUCAACAAACAACAAAUUUGUCAUCUUCAACUUUACACAAUCGAAUACCGAAAACAUAA
Rotaria sp. Silwood2 is the source of this 843-nucleotide messenger RNA. NCBI's taxonomy places the organism in Eukaryota, Metazoa, Rotifera, Eurotatoria, Philodinida, Philodinidae. The record is from the annotation of a GenBank genome assembly.